AUGGCCUCACAUUCGGUGAUAUCAAUUUCCCCGCAAGACACCGGUGUCUUCUCAGUCCCACGGGUUCCGGCUUCCUCCCGCACCACGCUCAACCAAAUCCUCCAAGAGAACCAUGAAAGAUACCACCCUUUCUUCAACGAUAAAGGAUUUCACAAUCACAUCACACAUUACAUGCUUGCCUCAUACGCCCUCGGGGCUGAGCCAGAGCAACUUUCGCGUGCCUGGGUUCAAGAGAAAGCCUUUCAGCGUCCCCAGCACACCCUCAACGAAGAAAAUGUCGUCCGAAUGAAGAACACGCAAUUCUUCAUCAGUUGCCUCGGCAAGGAAGAGUAUUACCGCGAUUUUCUCAUAUUCUUUCAACAAGAAAUUGGUCAAAAGGGAACUGGCGCCGUGGUCAAUCAGUAUGUGUUUGAUCGGACUGAGGUUUCUGAAGCUCUCUUCACUCGCCUUUUUGCAAGCUUUCUUCAUCCGCUUAUCCACCUUGGUUAUGGAGUAGAGUUUAACCAGCCGGCUAUUGUUGCAGAAGCUCUCGCUCAGACCGCCGUACACCACAAUGAGGUGGCUAUCGUCAUGAAAGGCUGUGAAGAAGCAGCCAACGGCCGGCCAGACCUCGCAACCCGGACGAUGAACGAACUUCUGGGUAAGGUGCGGGAUACCGAUUCCAUUCGCAACGCGGCCUGCUGGGGAGAUGGUAGCUGGAUCGAGGACAACCCAUUGACAUCUGCGCCAAAAGAACUCCUAGAGAUAGCCGCUCGUUGGCGUGUCACUCAGGAGGAGCUGUUUGAAAAGACGGCGGAAAUGAUUAACGUCAACGCGUUCUUCUGUGGUGCAGCACAGAAUCCGCCCAAGGAGUACAAGAUUGAUUUCUUCUUCAUUCAUAACCUUAACUGCUCUAUAUUCUUCCCCAGCUUCCUGCAGCAGAAAUGGCUGAGUCUCGAAAAUAAGGUCCGUCUGUUAGAGUGGAAGGGAAGGUUUGAUAUCGUCGCCUAUGCUGCACGUGGAUCACCUCACUUGGAUGUCAAUGAGAUUAUCGACUACCAACCAAAGAGACCCGGCACAGGUUGGGUUGAUCUUUUCCAACGUGUCCAUAGUUUUGACGAUGACUCACAUGUCACUAAGUUCUUACGCGCACUGGCCCAUGGGAGUCGUUUCUGCCAGGGCUACGACAUCAUCAACGGUGAUCGCUUCCCGAUGAAGGGUGGCCUGUGGCUGCAAGUUGCACAUAUGGCCAUGGAUACUACCGAAAAAGAACCCAUUGCGAAGAACCGGUGGGUUAGGGGUGCAGGAUUUCCUUCGCAGUGGGACCACUUUCACUCCCGUCACUAG
Aspergillus bombycis is the source of this 1326-nucleotide messenger RNA. RefSeq names its product questin oxidase family protein. NCBI's taxonomy places the organism in Eukaryota, Fungi, Ascomycota, Eurotiomycetes, Eurotiales, Aspergillaceae. The record is from RefSeq and is a predicted model, not a curated record. Gene Ontology annotation, molecular function: oxidoreductase activity. The transcript has 2 exons. Bases 1 to 1326 code for a protein of 441 amino acids.